AUGGAACCAGCCAUUCCAGAGCACCUAACCACAACCCGAAUCUUCCCUGCCAAGUUGAAAGCAGGGUACAUACCACCAUAUCCCACUUACACCUCCCGAUUUCCACAGGGCCAAAGAGAAAUCGUCAUAGUCAUUCUAGGCUCGCAACAUGAAGAUCUAGAGAAGACUCCGUCUUUUGGAACGGGGGGUAUAACGAGCCGUGACGCGGUUUUGGCACUACAACGAAUGAUCGCCUUUGCCACCGAGACCUCAGAAACAUCUAAGCCAAAAUUCUAUCAGUUAGCCUCUCAACACGAAGCCAUUGGAGGGUACGAGCAGUGCAUCAUCGCGUAUUGGGACACGAAAGCCGCGUACAACGAGUGGAAGACCGUCAGCGGAUUCGAGGAAUGGUGGAACAGCCUCAAUCCCACGUUUGAAAAUCACGGAUGGUUUCUGGAAGUGUUCCUUCCCCCGGUUGAGAGGUUUGAGAACGCUUUCACGGACCGCAUGGUGCCAGAAGGAGCAGCACACCUUCAGGGAGACGCAAGCGGUCCCAUUCAAGAGCAUGGCUAUUGGAAGAGCAUGCGGGAUCGUCUACCCAUCUCGCAAACAGAUCUGUUGCACGGCGACAAAGUCACCAGCACCACUAUAAACGUGUCUGACUGCAGAACCCGCCGUAUUCGAGUCCAGGGCAGGAAAAACCUGGCGGUCAUUCGUUCAGGCCAAGAUUGGUCUUCUGCCUCCGAUAACGAGCGAAAGCUCUAUCUCGACAAGAUGUCUCCGGCCCUGGUGGCAGGUAUGAAAUUCCUUCACGACGAGGGUUUGAAGGAGGGCUGUAUUAGUCUCCGCUUCAUGAAUGUGUUGGACAGAGAGACUUUAGGAAGAGACCCGCAAAAGACCUUUGGUCUAGCGAUUUUCGACGAGCUCAGCUCACUGGAAGCAUGGAGCAUGAGCCACAACACACACAAACGUAUCUAUACAGAAUUCUCCCGCUGCGCGAAAGAACUACAGAAUACUUCCCUGCGAUUUUUCCACGAAGUCUUUGUCGUGCGACCCGAAGAUCAAUUCUUCGAGUAUGUUGGUUGUCAUUCUAAGACUGGAAUGCUUGCGUCGCUAUAA
Molecule: messenger RNA, 1098 nt
Organism: Cladophialophora bantiana CBS 173.52
Lineage: Eukaryota; Fungi; Ascomycota; Eurotiomycetes; Chaetothyriales; Herpotrichiellaceae
Exons: 1
Coding region: 1-1098 (365 amino acids)
Source: RefSeq, a predicted model, not a curated record